Molecule: messenger RNA, 2538 nt
Organism: Drosophila navojoa
Lineage: Eukaryota; Metazoa; Arthropoda; Insecta; Diptera; Drosophilidae
Product: solute carrier family 35 member F5
Cellular component (GO): membrane
Source: RefSeq, a predicted model, not a curated record
UUAUAGUGUGUGCGCUAAUAGUAAGCAAAGUUAUUGUACGCAAACAGUAUUAGAACCGCUGAAAAAUAAGAAUAACAAUUGGAAAUAUAUUCAAUACAAGUCUAUUGCAGAAGCAAUAAGAAUUAAGUGUUUACAAAAUUGACUACAUAUGCCGCAGUCGUUAAAUAAAUAGUACUAGUUGACGCCUCGUCGCUGCAGCGAAACACAGCUUGGAAAAGGCCAGAAAACGGCCAGCAAUGACUCUCUAAUCAAAAUCAAAUCAAUUGUCAAAGCAGAACAUCAAAAAUGAAACCGAAAAGCUGGCGACACAAGCGUAAAUAACUAAGUAAGAACAAACGUUAGUUAACGGCAAAUAAGGAUACUAAAACGAAAGAAGCCUACAAGAAGUUAGGCUAAGGGAAGAUGCUUGGACGCACGCAAAAACUGCUGCUGGGACUGGCCAUCCUGUUGCUGGUCAAUGUCCUCUGGGUAUCAUCCAGCGAGCUAAGCAAGAUUCUCUACGAGGACGAUACAUAUAAUAAGCCAUUUUUUAACACAUACUUCAAGACAUCGAUGUUUAGCUUCUAUUUGUUGAUCAUUGGCAUUAUAGCGCCCUGGAAGGAGUCCUGCGAGCGUCAACAUGGCAAUUACGCGAUGAUGGAACAGAAUGCCGACGAGGAAAACUAUUAUAGCAAUCAAGCGUCUUUGGGUGAUUCGACCUUUGUGCCCAUACGUGUGGCUAAUCCUAUAAAUGGCAUGGUAUCCGGCACGGAGAGCGAUGAUUCCAGUGUGCGUAGCGUUCGCUUUUGUAAGAUGGCCGAGGUGCGUGAGAUGUCGGCGCAUGAGGCAACGGAUGCUUUAAUGGCUCGACUGUCGUACGCCGCGAGCAUGAGGAUUAAAAGACAGAAAACGCAUCACAAGACAGCAAAGACGGCGUUGCUCUUCUGCUUACUCUGGUUCGCUGCGAAUUACUUUUCCCAGCUCGCUUUGAAUAUGGAUGAAGAGCCCAUGAUAACGCUCAUCAGAUCCACUUCAGCCACAUUGUUUACCAUAUUGUUAGCUGCCCUAUUUCCGUCUGCCAUGGGCGACAAGCUGACCAUAACGAAGCUAAUUGCUGCAAUGAUGAGCAUUGCCGGCGUCGUGGUCAUCAGCAUGAAUGAUUUGCACGACUCGAAGAUGACGCGCGGCGUUCUCUUGGCUCUAUUUAGUGCAUUCUUCUAUGCAUCGUAUUUGGUGUUUGUCAAGCGAAAAAGUGACACCGAGGAAAAGGUGGACAUCCCUUUGUUCUUUGGCUUUGUUGGUCUCUGGAAUCUGUUGCUGCUAUGGCCCAUUUUCUUUAUAUUGCAUUUCACCAAGAUCGAAACAUUUGAGAUGCCAAGCCAGGGACAGUUUGGCAUACUCUUCUUAAAUGGCUUCAUUUGCACAGUGCUCGCUGUGGCUCUCUGGCUAUGGGGCUGUUUCCUCACCUCCUCGCUAAUUGGCACGCUGACCAUGUCGCUGCAAAUACCUUUGACAAUUGCAUUUGAUGUUCUGCUCAAGCAAAAGUCGUACACUUCAUUAUAUUGGAUGGGCUCGAUGAGCCUAAUAAUGUCAGUGCUGCUUGUGGUUUUGCUAAUGCGCAACGAUGAUUCAGAUCCGCUAAUGAAACUUUUCAAAGUUUUAUAUAGAAAGAUCUGUGGUUGCCGCAAUCCAAACAUUGUGAGAGUUACCGACGAUGAGCAACAGGAAUCUCUUAUCAAUAGCAGCGAUUAAAGUCUGACUACUGAUUUUCUGGAAAGGCUUUUGGAAAACGCGCUUUCUCAACAAUUUUAAAAAUUGCUCACUGCAAUCGCAAUGCAAAUCCAAAACUUGGCUGUUCACGACUUCGUUUCGAAUCGUUCUUUAAUCCAUAGCGACAAAUAUAUAUACACAUUCAUACUAUAUAUAUUUAUAUAUAUACAUAUAUGUAUGUACGUAGCUGUAGUUAAUACUUCGCACAACUCUCAUAUAUAUACAUUAACUAUAGCAAACGUUUCCUGAUUGGUUUUUAAGUUGAAACCCUGGUUUUCCUGAUUUGCAAUUUUACCUACAAUUAAGCUAAUAUAUGUGUACAUCUUAUAUUUAUUAUAAAUGUUAUUAUUUUUGUGUAAAUAGCUUUAGUCUUAGUGUUUAUCUCUCUAUAUGUGAUAGGUCUUUCGAUAUGCUGAAGCUCGGUUAUAAUUUAUGCUAUAUUUAAUGUUUUUGCUAUAGUGCUCGACUAUAUAAUUGAUAUUUAUACACACAUAUAUAUAUAUAUAUACUUGUACACAUACCCUCCAUACUCAAUUCUAACAUUUCUAAUGUUUUGUGUCUGAUAUACUCUGUAUUUCAUGCAUAGAACACUUUAUGUAUUAAUGAUAUAUACUGCAAAAUGUGUUAAUAAUAUAGUAUAAAUACCUACACAUAUAAUAUAUGUUUAAAAUAAUGUAAAGCUGCCUAACUUUGCAGUUGAGUCCCAUUUGUGUGCUUAAUUUAGCAUAAACAUAUACAUUUAUGCAUAGUUGUCUAUUGUUAACAAUAAACAAACAAAAAAUACAGUAA